Pseudophryne corroboree (corroboree frog) is the source of this 899-nucleotide messenger RNA. RefSeq names its product ribosomal protein S3A (gene RPS3A). Bases 48 to 842 code for a protein of 264 amino acids. NCBI's taxonomy places the organism in Eukaryota, Metazoa, Chordata, Amphibia, Anura, Myobatrachidae. The transcript is spliced from 6 exons. Gene Ontology annotation, cellular component: ribosome; cytosol. The record is from RefSeq and is a predicted model, not a curated record. Gene Ontology annotation, molecular function: structural constituent of ribosome. Gene Ontology annotation, biological process: translation.
CUCGCGUGUGCGGCCUGCGCUUCCUCUUUCUCUCCCAGCUCAGCAAGAUGGCAGUCGGCAAGAAUAAGCGGCUGACCAAAGGCGGCAAGAAGGGCGCCAAGAAGAAGAUUGUCGACCCUUUCUCCAAAAAGGACUGGUAUGAUGUUAAGGCACCAGCGAUGUUCAAUAUCCGCAACCUUGGGAAGACCCUAGUAACGAGGACACAGGGAACCAAAAUUGCCUCUGAUGGUCUCAAAGGCCGUGUGUUUGAGGUGAGUCUUGCUGACCUGCAGAAUGAUGAAGUAGCCUUCCGUAAAUUCAAGCUGGUUACAGAAGAUGUCCAGGGCAAGAACUGUCUCACAAACUUCCAUGGAAUGGAUCUGACACGUGACAAGAUGUGCUCUAUGGUCAAGAAAUGGCAGACCAUGAUUGAAGCACAUGUUGACGUAAAGACAACGGAUGGCUACCUCCUCCGUCUCUUCUGUGUUGGUUUCACAAAGAAGCGCAACAACCAGAUCCGAAAGACUUCCUAUGCCCAACAUCAGCAAGUCCGCCAAAUUCGGAAGAAGAUGAUGGAAAUCAUGACUCGGGAAGUGCAGACUAAUGACUUAAAGGAGGUCGUUAAUAAGCUGAUUCCAGACAGCAUAGGCAAAGACAUUGAGAAGGCCUGUCAGUCAAUCUAUCCUCUCCAUGACGUUUAUGUGCGCAAAGUCAAGAUGUUGAAGAAGCCAAAAUUUGAACUGGGCAAACUUAUGGAGCUGCAUGGAGAGGGCGGUGCUACUGGGAAGCCUGCUGGAGAUGAUACAGGCGCCAAAGUUGAACGUGCUGAUGGUUAUGAGCCCCCUGUGCAGGAGUCUGUCUGAGAUGAUCAAUCUGAUCUAGCCUGUAAAAAAAUAAAAAUAAAACAACUAUUCUAUGUA